GGCGCGGCCGCAGUGAGCCCGGCGGGGAGCGGAGCGGAGCGGAGCGGGGAGAGGAGCGGGGAGCGGCGCCGAUGGCGUUCAGCGCCUGGCAGAUCCUCUCGCCGGUGCAGUGGGCCCGGUGGACCUGGUCGGCGGUGCGGGGCGGGGGCAGCCCCGAGGAGGGGCACGGCGGGGCCGGUGCGGCCGAGGAGGAGGAGGAGGAGGAGGAGGACCAGGACCAGGACCCUCCGGCGGGGGGCUCGGCCCUCAGCUUCAGCUCGGACUCCACUGAUAAUUUUGAGACCCCUGAAGCAGAAACGCCGACCUGCUCGCCACUAAAGGAGUUCUGCGAGCCGCCGGGAUCAGCAGAGCCCGAGGUCGGGACCCCAGAGCCAGGUGACCAUGGUGACCUGCUGGUAGGGGAAGCCUGCCUGGACGGCUCUCCCGGGAAACACCCCAAAGAUGAGGCUCAACUGGAGACCGGAGCCCCUAAAGGCAGCUCAGAUGCUGAAGGGGACACUGACCCCAACAACUCAUCCCUGACACAGCCUCAGGCUGGGCAGGGCUGCAGGGCCAACUCUGUGCCCACUGCAGAGCCAGCCCUGGUGCCCCAUGCGGGCACAGCCCCCGGGCAGCGGGUCAUGUCAGGAGGGGACGUGGCAGACGCUGGCACGGGGCUGGUGGAGCUGAGGGCUGAUGCCCUGGCCCAGGACCAGCUUGGGAAAGGGAAAACACCUUCGCUGGGGAGGAAAACAGAAGGAGUCACAGAGGAGACCCCGAUGCCCCAAGCAUCCUACCAGCUUGAGCCUGAGCGGUGUGAUGGGAGUGUGAACCCCGCUGGAGCAGGGAACUGCCAGCUGCAGAGCUCUCCCCUGGCAGCCCCAUGCCACCUCCCCCAUCCCAGAGAGCUGGGGGGGGACCCAGCCCCAGAGCCCACAGGGCAGGUCCCAAACCCUGAGGUUGGUUUUAUGGAGGUGGGAGAGAGCACAGAGGCCAGGAGAGCUUCACCCCGGAGGGGCAGCAGGAUCCCGGCCAGCAAACUGACACCAAAGAGACACCGAGAGUCCCCCAAGAAACCAGCUGAGGAUGCAGAGAGGGGUCCCACGGAGCCACCACCGCCCCGGGACUCCCCCCAGCUGGGUCCUGCUCACAACUCCCUCAGUGGCAGCUCAGCACUGCAAAACUUGCCAACUCUCCCCAAGGGCUCUUACCAGUUUGACCCCGAUAACUUUGACUCUGUGGAUCCAUUCAAACCCACCAAGACACUCGCCAGCACUGCCCCCGACUCCUGCUCCGCUGCAGAGAACAGCCUCAAUGAAAUCCUCGAGUCUCAGACGUUGGAGGCGCAGGACGAUCCCCUGAAAGGCAGAGAUUCCCCCAAGAAGCCCAAGUCACGCCUGAUAACGACUACUGAGCAAGUGAAAUUUCUCUGUUUUCUGUUGAGUGGCUGCAAGGUGAAGCAGUAUGAGGUGAAGCAGUACGAGGCAAAGCCCCUGGUCCUGGAUGGCAGCACUCAGGAGGAAGGAGUGCUGAUCUCAGAAAUCCCAGAUAUUGCAAACAGGGAUGGACGUGCCACUGAUGAGGAGAAGCUGGCCUCCACCACCUCUCUGCAGAAACUGACUGGGCUGGACAAGAAGGCUGAGCCAGAAGAUGACCUGGAGUACUUUGAGUGCUCGAAUGUCCCUGUGCCCGCAGCGAAGCAGAGACCAGAGGCAGGCUUUGAAAAGGAGAUCUGCAAGCAGAUGGAAAAGGACGGGCCUGGCAUCUUCCCUGACAAUCCCGGGCUGUGCCCCACGGACAAGUGCCCCGGCGUGAGCAGGAGCGAGGGUCCCCUGGAUGGCAUCUGCCUCAGUGAGUCCGAGAAGACAGCUGUGCUCACACUCAUCAGGGAGGAGAUAAUCACCAAGGAGAUCGAGGCCAACGAGUGGAAGAAGAAAUACGAGGAGAGCCGGCAGGAAGUGCUGGAGAUGAGGAAAAUCGUGGCUGAGUAUGAGAAGACCAUUGCCCAGAUGAUAGAGGACGAGCAGAGGACCAACAUGACAUCUCAGAAGAAUCUGCAGCAGCUCACCAUGGAGAAGGACCAGGCUCUGGCAGACCUGAACUCGGUGGAGAGGUCCCUGUCAGAUCUGUUCAGGAGAUACGAAAACCUGAAGGGUGUCCUGGAAGGCUUUAAGAAGAAUGAAGAAGCUCUGAAGAAAUGUGCUCAAGAUUAUCUCACCCGGGUCAAGCAGGAAGAGCAGCGGUAUCAGGCCCUGAAAGUCCAUGCAGAAGAAAAACUGGACAAAGCCAACGAGGAGAUUGCCCAGGUGCGCACGAAGGCCAAGGCGGAGAGCGCAGCGCUGCACGCGGGGCUGCGCAAGGAGCAGAUGAAGGUGGAGUCCCUGGAGAGAGCUCUCCAGCAGAAGAACCAGGAGAUCGAGGAGCUGACCAAGAUCUGUGACGAGCUGAUCGCGAAGCUGGGGAAGUCAGACUGAGCCCCGCCGCCCUCGCCCAGCACUCUGCACUUGGCUGCUUUUCUCGUGACGUCGAGCACCUUGCCUUACCCCCAGGGCCCCCCACAGCGAAGAACACGCCUCCAGCUGCCCCCCUUGGCUGCUGGACCCGUGGCUCCCCAGCAGAGCUGCUCCCCUUGCUGUCCCUGUCUGCUUCCCACAGCUCCGGGACCGGGAUCCCUGCGGUCGGGCUGGGAAUUCUGCGGUCACCCAGGGUCUGUGUGUCCUUCCCAGGCUCUGUGUGUCCCUCCCAGGGCCCGCUGUGCUGUCCCUCUGCACCAAUGCCACCUCUCAGCUGGGAGGUGACACCUCAGGCUCUGUCACCCCUGGCUGGGCUGGGUCUGGUUGUGUCCCCACCACGCUCUGUUCACUUACUGUCCUCACGUGCUCAGCUGCACAGGUUCAACCACAUGGUAGGUCCUGCCCUGGGACAUGGGUGAUGCCAGGGCUGGACCUGCUGGCUCUUGCACUGGGAAAGGGGGCCUGGCACACGCGUGGCCGGUCUCUGGUUUGUGGGUGAAGCACAGCACAGCCCGUCCCUGUCCCUGGCCGUGCCGGCCUCAGAGGAAGGGAGCCAACAUCUCUGCAUUCGUGCACUUUAUGAGCAUUUAUGGGCACUCACUCAGGCUUUCUGCUCACUCCUUCCAGUCAGGCACAGCCCUGCUGCACGCCUUGGUCCCCCCAGAGCACCAAAACAGGCACAUGACCAGCAGGAACUUCAGUCCUCUCCGUGGAGAGUCCGGGUGAGGGGAGGCAGGGGGCUGCUGCACCAAGGGGUGUUUAGAAACAGGGGAGAUGUUGGUUCUGGGGGGCUGGGACUGCCCGUCCUCCCCUGGGUGACCCAGGGUUGGACAUGGGCAAAGCCAAGGCUGUUGCUGUUGGCUCCCUGUGCCGUGGCGAGGUCAGGGUGCUGUUUCAGAGGCUGUAGGAGGAAGGAAGCAAAGCCUGAGCUGCCCCUUGGCUCUGCUGACUGAGAGCUUUUCCAGAAGGGCAGAAGGAGCUCAGGGCUGCCCUGGCUCCCACACUGCUGUCAAAACUGCCCUUACAGCACUGAAUAAUAAGAGGACCCAACAAAACCCAGCCUUUACAUGCACAGGCAGAUCCAGACACUAAAAUACCCUUUGAAAUCUGCCUGGAUGCAGCCCAAAAUCUGACUUUCUGUGCAGGCAGGCUGCCUGCUGUGUUCCAGGGGUAUUUGCUUCUCUGAACACACCAGGCUCCAGCAGAAUUGCUGAGGUUGCCUGUGCACUGAGCUGGGAACUGGGGGACUCUGGGGUGACACAACGUGUUUAAAUCCCUUUGUAGAUCCCGUGUGUGCCCUCCUGGUAGUGCCAUUAUACGAGCCAGCCCUCCCUGGUGAGUUCUGGCACUGUUCACACCGUGCAGUGCCGCGUUUCCCUGGCUGUGGUGCCCUGGGAGCAGCACUGGGUGCCCAGCCUUGGGCAGGGACUGCUGAUGUGUG
Chiroxiphia lanceolata (lance-tailed manakin) is the source of this 3933-nucleotide messenger RNA. RefSeq names its product transforming acidic coiled-coil containing protein 1 (gene TACC1). Lineage: Eukaryota; Metazoa; Chordata; Aves; Passeriformes; Pipridae. Gene Ontology annotation, cellular component: cytoplasm. Gene Ontology annotation, biological process: cerebral cortex development; cell population proliferation; mitotic spindle organization. The transcript is spliced from 14 exons. The coding region runs from base 72 to 2453 and encodes 793 amino acids. The record is from RefSeq and is a predicted model, not a curated record.